This is a messenger RNA of Cyclospora cayetanensis, 2778 nucleotides long. RefSeq lists its product as uncharacterized. The record is from RefSeq and is a predicted model, not a curated record. Lineage: Eukaryota; Apicomplexa; Conoidasida; Eucoccidiorida; Eimeriidae. Bases 1 to 2778 code for a protein of 925 amino acids. The transcript is spliced from 13 exons. Gene Ontology annotation, molecular function: RNA binding.
AUGCUGUCAGCACCAGGGGGACCUGCCUCAGCUUCUGCCCCUUUGGGGUCCACUGGAGGCCCCCUUGGCCGGCUUUACGGACCCCGGAAUGUUCUGUAUGUGCGCAAUCUGUCUCCUUUAGUCACAGAAGAGCAUUUGAAGGCGAUUUUUUCGCAUUGCGCCGAGGUUCUCCGGGUGGAGUUCAAGCCUCUGCCAGGGGGGCCCUCUGGGGCGCCUGGCGGAGGCCGCUAUUGCGAAUUAGAGUUCGUAGACAGCGCAGGCAUAACUGCGGCGUCUCAGUUGAACGGAACCGAGCUGCUCGGCUUAGCUAUGCAAGUGUCUGUGCUAAAUCCUGGGGCGCCAGGACCCUCUUCAGCAAACCUGAUGAAGUCGGUUACACCCCUCCCAACGCCUCUUCCCCCCGCCGCCCCCGCGCCUCCCGUCGUCAUCCCUCCCCCAGUACAGCCCAUUGGAGGCAUGGCGGCUGCAGCGGCAGCAGCAGCAGCAGCAGCCGCUGGAGUAGUAGGGGGUUCCUCUCUAGCGGGGACGCCUGGAGCCAUUGGCAUAGCCGCAGCGAACUCAGCAGCAGCGGCGGCUACUCCCGCUGCAGUCUCUGGUGGCGCUGCUGCCUUUUUGCCUGCCGUCACCCCAGCAGCGACCCCCGUCACUGCGGUGGAGAUUGCCAUGCAGAAUCAUCUGGCGAACCUUCAGGCAGUGCAAGCCGCUGCUGCACAGGCUAAGCAGCUGGCAGCUCGUAAGAAAAGCGAGUUGGGCUUGGGAGUCGCGGUUACAGCAGUAGACGGCCGGUUGCCUCCUGCUCAGUCGCUUGUCUCUGGAGUUCUCGUGGCGGAGCCUGAGGCUGACCAGUUGGAGAGGACAUGUUUCGUUCAGGGAUUUCCUGAGGAGGUAAGGAAGGCAGACAUGGAAGGAGCUGCGCAGAGAUUCUCCCGCGUUAUGUGUGCAUUGCAAGCUCGAAGCUUCGGUGGCUCUAUCUGUGUGCCGCAGUAUGAUGAGAAGGAGGUCAGCCUCCUCCUCAACGACCUCGCCAAAGUCGUUGCCAUUAGACUCUCCACGAACACUAGCAAGCCAAAAUAUGCCAUCGUGGAAUUCGAGAACGCCCAAGAAGCCGCUGGUGUGCUAGCCUUGGAUGGCAAGAACAUUGGUUCCUCAGUCCUCACCGUGAAAAAAUCCGGCUCCUUGGUAGAGUUCAGGGACCCAGAUGGUGUUUUGUUCGAGGUUCCCGCUCCCCCCAUUCUCUCGCAGAUCAAGCAGCAGCAGCAGCUCCUUCAGUCUCCUGAGCAACAGAAGGAACAAGUGGAGCUCAGAGACAAGAGAAUUGCCGCAGCAAAGGAUGCCAUCGAGCGGCGACUGCGGCAUGCGCAAGACGAAAGGGAAGUAGGGAAGGUCUCCGCUCGAGCGGUUGCUCAGCAGCCGAGUGACAAGAGGAGGCAAUCUCCUCCAGUGCCGGUGAUAGGGCCGCUUGGCACGGAUAGCGACAGUCAGAGAAAAGCCUUGGCAGCAGCAGAAAGAAUGCCUGUCUGUGCCACGAAGAGACUCGGUGGGGAGUCAGGAGAAGGCAGAGCGUCGGCCGUUGCUACGGCCUUUAGGCUCACAGGGUGCAGCAGCAGUUCUGAAGGAGAAGCUGAAGCACGCGGCGCGUCGGUCUCCCUCCCCAUCAAGGCGUUCUCCCGGAUCGUCCCCUCCACGGCUGCUGAGGAAGAGACGUUCACCCUCUCCAAGGAGACGCUCAAUCUCCCCAAAGAGACGCUCAAUCUCCCCAAAGAGACGCUCAGUCUCUCCAAAGAGACGACGCUCUAUCACACCAAGGAGAGGUUCUUUGUCCCCCAAAAGGCAUUCGCUCUCGCCAAGAGGAAACUCGCCUUUAUCAAGGAGACGCUCUCCCACUCCAAGAGGUCGCCAUUCCCCCUCUCCAAGGAGGCGCUCUCCGACUCCAAAGCAACGGCCUCCAAUGCAGCACAGACCCUCUGUUUCUCCGGGUCGAAGACGGUCGCCGCAGUUCCCAAGGAACAAACGGGUACGCUCGAGCUUAUCAUCGGCACGGGAGGGUCGCACUACCAGGGGAUAGCAGGAGAGGACUUAGCCCCUCGUCUGCUCAGAGGCAGACAAAUGCUGGACGCUCUCCCCACGCUCAUCGGAGGGGACAGCUCAGCUCUCCCCGGAGGCAAGGCAAAAGGUCGCCCUCGCCCAAGAGACGCUCUCUUCCUCCGCGGAGAGGCUCGCGAUCUCCUGGCCCCCCCGGAAGAUCCCACAUCGCUGCAGAGGAGGCCCCUCCACCCAAAGACAGUACCAGCCGAUCCCCCUCCCCUACCUUCAGGCGCAGCAACUACUCACCCUCGCACUCACCGCGCAGGAGGCGAUCCAGAUCGUCUUGUGGAGGCCGUGCACUCCCGCGCAAGUCUCCCGAGUGGGGAGUCUCUGAGGCUUCACCUUCGAGUCGGGGGCCCAGAGGGGCCCCUUCUCACCGCCGGGGCCCUUCGCCUCGCAGGGGCCCCCUGCAGCAGCGCCAGUAUUCAGUCGAUGUUGGCGCAGGCAGUCGCUGUAACCCUCGCCUGGACUGUAGCCCAUUUGAAGGUUAAGGAUUGCUGGCGGCAUCAGAGAGAUAGCCUCAGGUUUCUCCUGGCCCAAUGGGGGCCUACUACGACCCCCGAGGGCCCCCAGUGCCAAGUCUGGCAUACAGAGAGAGGGACGCAGACUGGGGAGGAAGGGGGUAUAUCCCCAUGGGGGGCCCCCGCCCCUAUGGAAGAGACGCGAGACACAUCCGGAGGGGCCCUCCCAUAA